Messenger RNA from Arachis stenosperma, 1233 nucleotides. Its product is annotated as serine/threonine-protein phosphatase 7 long form homolog. The coding region runs from base 1 to 1233 and encodes 410 amino acids. The transcript has 5 exons. Lineage: Eukaryota; Viridiplantae; Streptophyta; Magnoliopsida; Fabales; Fabaceae. Gene Ontology annotation, biological process: meristem development; meristem maintenance. The record is from RefSeq and is a predicted model, not a curated record.
AUGAAGUUAAAUGUUAAUGUUAUUGUUAUUAAAUUAAGAAUGUUGACAUGUAACCACCCAGUUCCUCCAGAUCGGUACAACGAUAGGGUGGAGAAGCAUUUACAAAUUACCGGUUUCUAUCAUGUAUCUCAGAUUGGGAUAGUGCAGUGUCAGAAAACAUUGGUAAAUGCUCUAAUCGAACGUUGGCACCCAGACACACAUACGUUUCACCUUCCCAUUGGUGAAUGUGUCGUGACUCUUGAAGAUGUGGCUCUAGUUCUUGGUCUACCCAUAGAUGGUCUUCCAGUCACAGGGAUGACAAUGAGUAGUUUUGAAGCCAUGGAGGCGGAGUGUUUGCUUCAAUUUGGCGUUGCACCGCGUGAGGAGGACUGUAGAUCUAGCUGCAUAAAACUGACUUGGCUACGGAAUCUAAAAGAGAAUUCAGAAUUGACUGAUGAAAUCAGUAUACAGAGGUAUGUGAGGUGCCACAUUAUGUUGCUAAUCGGGACGAUCUUGUUUGGAGAUAAGUCUGGGGCAGGUGUGCACUGGAAAUUUCUACCCUUGCUUCGUGAUUUUGUCAAUAUUGGACAGUAUAGUUGGGGAUCGGCAUGCCUAGCACACCUUUACAAGGCGUUAUGCAGGGCAUCUCGUUAUAACUGUAAGGAAAUAGAUGGUCCACUAACACUUCUGCUCAGUUGGGCUUGGAUCCGGCUGUCAUAUCUAUCGCCGCUUCCUAGAGAACCCCGUAGUUUUCCACUAGCAAACAGGUGGCGUAACUGGGAGCGUGGUGACCGACGAUAUAGAUAUCUGAAGCUAGCUCACUUUAGGAAGGCCUUUGAUGAACUUCAGGAAGGCCAGGUUGCUUAUGCUGUGGAUUGUGUGGAUCCGAACAUAAUUCCUGCUGAAAUCUACAUGCAAUCGGUUGUCUGGAGCGCUACAGUUCCAUUGGUGUCAUUUGAAUGUAUCGAGUGGCAUGCCACCGAUAGGCAUCCAUUGGAUAGUUACAUGAAUUGGUACCGAUCAAAAUUUGGGGACCGCUUAGCCUUGUCGAAUCUUGUGGCUGAAGAGAAUGAUGAAGGUAACCAGGACAUGGAUGCGGGUAAUAAGGAUAUGGAUGAGGGUAAUCAGGAUGCCGAUGAGGGUAUUCAUGAUAUGAAUGAGGACAAUGAAGAACAGGAGCCACAUAUAUCACCUCCAAAUCCGCUUCCACAAGAACAACCUCAGUCCUCAACUCAGUAUCUACCUCAGACAUAG